This is a messenger RNA of Emiliania huxleyi CCMP1516, 1220 nucleotides long. RefSeq lists its product as hypothetical. The transcript is spliced from 6 exons. NCBI's taxonomy places the organism in Eukaryota, Haptophyta, Isochrysidales, Noelaerhabdaceae. The annotation marks the transcript as partial. The record is from RefSeq and is a predicted model, not a curated record.
AUGUGGCCACGCCGCUUCGCUCGCCGCGCCGCUCCACCGCCGCUGCUCGCAUUGCCUUCGGUCCUGCUGCGGCGCUGCUCCUCGACCCGCAGCCACGCCGCACCGCUGAGCGACGAGCGCAUCAUGCAGCCGGCAAGUGAGCACGGCCGCUGGCUGCAGCUCGUGCCCGCCUGCCUCUCCGGCGCGUCCAUCGGCACCUACCUGGCCACGCCGGCCGUCCUCGGGCCGCACAUCUGCCGGGCGCAGGGCGUCGUGGCCCAGAUGCCGACCGACUUUGCCUUCAGCGCAAUCCCGCAGGCGGCCGUCCUGGGCGGCGCGACGAGCGCCGUCGCCAGCGUCCUCCUCGCGCCGCACGUGGCGCGCAUGGGCACGCGGCGGAUCGCGCUCGCCGGCGCAUGCCUCUUCCCGGGCGGCAUGCUUCUCGCCGCGCUCGCGGUUCAUGCCAAUCACUGGCCGUUGUACGCCUUCAGCACCACCGUCGUCUCUGGGCUCGGCUUCUGGUGCGUCUAUCCGCAGAUGCCGCCCUUCCUCGCCACCAAGUGGUUCGCCGACGGCCGCCGCCGCGGGCUCGCGCUCUCCCUCUACUUCGCCGCCUUCGGCUCGGGCCUCUUCUUCGCGACGCCCUUCCUCGAGGCCGCGCGCGACCUCUCCGCCAGCGGCUUCGCGGACUCGCUCCGCGAGGGCGUCUUCCUCCUCGACGGCGCGAGCGGCGCAGCGGAGGCCCUCGCCGCCCUCGCAGGCCGCACGCCGCAGCUGUGGCUGCUGGCGGGCGGCACGCUCGGCCUGUCGAUGGCGGGGCUGCCCUUCCUCUCGGUCGGCAAGCUGAUGAUGUCCGACCUCGGCUCGGCCGCCGCCGCCGCGGCAGUGGCGGGAGGCGCGGCUGUGGGGCCCAAUCGGCGACGCGGCGGGCUGCGGUCGGACGCUCUGCCUUGCAUGCCGCUCGCGACGCGCGCACUCGCGGGCGGCGCCGACCCCGAGACCGCCCUCACUCUCUUCCGUGCCGCGACGUGCGUCAAUGUCGGCGCUUACGCGGGCGUGCCGGCGACUGCGGACCUGUUUGGCUCAGCCGACGCUGCGGCCAUCUACCAGCGCAUCGGCGCGACCAUCACUUUCGCCUCGCCCCUCGGCGCCGCCGUGUGCACGCGCUUGCGCGAUGGCGCCUAUGCGCAGCACGCAGCGGCGCUGACCGAGCUGUGUGACGAGGCCACUUUCGCCGCCAC